GUCACUCGUUCACAUGAAAAGUACCUUUGGAUAUGAGAAUUCGUGUGUGCGAUAAUGAUUUUUUGAUAAAUUCCGUGUUAUUUAGUUAGAUUUUAACAAAUUUAUCAUUAAAAAUGGUGACUAUAAUAAAGAACCAAUUACUUAAACAUCUAUCGAGGUUCACAAAGAAUCUGUCACCAGAACAGAUCUCCCUCUCAGCGCUGCGAGGUUCCGGUGAGCUGCAAGACUUGACCUUGGACGAAGAGUUGCUGACAGACCUCCUAGAGCUACCUGGAUGGUUGAAGCUCACCUCUGCUAAAUGCAACCGGGCCUCCUUCAGGAUACAAUGGACCAAGCUCAAGACAGUGCCUAUUGUGCUGAACCUGGACGAGGUGCACAUAGCCUUGGAGGUGUGCCAGGAGCCGAGGGUCAUGAACCCCAGCGCCGCCGGGGCGAUACCAGCGCCGGGGAAGUACAGCUAUAUACACAAGGUGAUAGAUGGAAUCUCUGUGGCUGUGAACCACGUGCAAAUAGACUUUAGUUGUGAAGCAUUCACCAGCAGUGUUCAGAUCUCAAGAGUAACGGUGGAGUCCCGAACGCCAGAGGGCCGCAAGGGAGACCUAAGACUGACUAGAAUCAAAUCGCCUGACACAGGACAACUGCUUAUAUUUAAGGAGUUAGAAUGGCAAAGCGCCCGCAUAGAGGCCAAAGCACUGGGCGCCGCCAACGCCAACCUACCGCCUUUACGACUGUUACUGGGGAACACGCACUGUCGGAUCGUCAUCAAGAAGAGAUUGUCAGACUGCGCGGUGAUAGGUUCCCGUCUGGCCAUCUGCCCGGAGCCGCUGGCGUGGGCGCUGACGGACGGGCAGCUGCGCGCGGCGCUGGCCUGCGCGGCCGCACUCGCCACGCCGGUGCGCCGGGCCACGGCCGCCGCUACCAGGGUCAAAGCGCUCAGGAAGAUCGAGGAACCCGUGGAGCAGAUCCCGAACAGGUCAGCGGCGGGUGAGCGCGACAUCCUCGCCCGAAUGUUCGCCAAGCACGACGUGCGAGAGACCUCGUACCACCUUCUCGCGCCGAGGGUCGACCUGCAUCUGUGCGAUGAUCCUGGCUUGGGUAGAUCAGAAAAGCCGGCGCUGUCAAACGGCGGUGCCUUGCAAGUGACGCUGGUGAGCAUGCAGGCGGACCUGUUCCCCUACCACAAGGCGUCGGACGACAGGAGGCAUUGGAGGGGAUACAGGGAAGCAGCAACGCCUCACACCCAGUGGCUCUCACAAGCCCUGACAUCAUUUUGUACAACACUACUCGAAUCUUUAGAUCCGAGGCCGCUCACGCCAAGUAGUAAGUCGAGCCAGGCCGACAAGGCGGACGAGCCGGUCUCCAACGGCAUCAAGCACAAGCCGGCGCCCGCACACAGCGCUUCCAACGCUCCGUCCACUAACACUACUACCUCACAAGCAUCGCCGACAAGAACGAGAAUACUCCAGCAGCUCGGCAAGCUCAUGACUACGUGUCUAGUACUUAGGAUAGACGACUUCACUGUUUAUAAGGUAUCUACAGGGUCCAAGUCGCGCGAGGUCCCGCGGCCGCUGGUGAGCGCGGAGAAGGCCACGCUCCCGGGGGACGCCGGCCUGCUGCACGCCGAGCUCACCUACUUCUACUACCCGGGGGAUGUCUGCUUCCCUGUACCAGCCCCGAAGCUCUUCGUCCAGCUGAGUCCAGUCCGAGUGUCGAUGGACGUGAACAGCGUGGUGUGGCUGGGCGCCUUCCUGCCGCACCUGCUGCCCAAGGACGCGGCUACAGAGGCGGAGAUGAAUGCCCAGGCCCCGUAUAUCGAUGUCAGGAUGGAGGCUAUCAUGCCUAAGGUGGUGCUGGAAGCAGGUCCGGAGCACGUCUCUCAGCAGCGCGACCGGCCCAAGGAACUGCACAUCUGUACUGCGCGGGCCACGCUCACCAACGUCCGGGAGUCGCCUAGAGCCAACUGCGCAGGCACCCGCGCGGACCUGGCGUCCAUCAUCUCUGCGCUGCGCCGGUCCGCGCCGCCGCGGGGCCAGUUCCCCUGCGCCGCCGACGACAUGGACCCCAUACACGAGCAGUUCAUACUGCACGCUGAUAACCUGGACGACGUGGAGCGCGGGCCGGGCAUGUGCCCGGAGCUGCUGUGGCGCGAGGCCCGCGGCGUGUGGUGCGCGCGCGCAGAGCCGCUGUGGGCCGACUGCUGCGGGGCGCGCGCGCUCUGCCGCCCCGCGCCGCUGCUGGACGCCACGCCGCUCACCGCCUGGAUAUGUUUCGACGAGAACUUCUCCCGCAUCUGGGUGGUGGCCCGGACGUGCGGUCUGGCCGGCCUGCAGCUGAACCAUUACCAGAUGCUGUUCCUCAUGCGCCAGCUGGAGAGGGUCUCCGAGAUGGCGGCCUGGUUAGCGCAUGAUGCUGAACGGCAGCCCGAUGCUGAAGAUGGGACGAUAGUGAUCGGUGUGGUAGUCCCAGCGGUGGAGUUAACCUUCGUGCUUCCAACCAACUGCCCCGGCCAAGAGUCUUCCCGAGACCUCGACAGCGUGCCAUUAGACUCGUCCAGCUUACAAGACCUCAAAAUGGAGCAGCACACGUCUACACUAGGUGCGUCCACGCCGCUCGAGGAAGCCUGCAUAGGUUCUGAAGCGACGAUGGCUCCGUCCAUGAUGGACCGGGAUAGCGGCGUGCUGGCCACCACGUCUGUGGAGGUCUACCAGCCGAUACCCAUUGAGGAACCGCCGCCGCCCAGCCCUGGACUCAGCUUUGGAGGCUUCUCAUCGAUGCGUCGCGGUUUGACGUCACUGGUCACGUCUAUAGACAGCGCCCUCACCAGGGACGACACUCGCAGUGACGCGGCCUCCACAGCCAGUUCAGACAGUGACCGAUACGUUGUCGUCGGACUAGCUGCCGAGUCACCUGAUGAUGCUGACAUGGCUUUCAGGGAGUUCGAGCACGGUCGAGCAUCUAGUGGUGUAGAAGUAGCAGCAGAAGUGGUGGAGAGGUCCUCAUCACCGAGUGAUCACUCCGUCACCAGCUCCUGUAGGAGACGAGAUGUUAUCUCGACAAGCACUUGGCGUCUGAACAACAUUCACAUAGUCCACCAGAGCGGUAGCGGGCGCAGCGCCCUCCGCCUCGCCGCCGACGACCUCAAGAGCGACGAGUGUAACGCCAUACCCUGGGACGAGUUCCAGAACAAGUUCGCGAUGAGAGCGCGCGCCUGGUCGGAACCGGUGGCGAGUGAGGCCGACGAGCUGCUGACAAGGCCUGAGCCUCAUGUGGCUGCCAGGCUGGUGAGGACCCAGCUGCCGAGAGAGUCUGAUGAGAAGGGACUAGCACCAUUUGAUGAGCUGCUAGAAGCUCGGAUUCGUGACCUGAGCAUAGCCCUCAAUAUGAGCACAGCGCUAGCGCUCGCUGAACUCAUCGAAGAUGAAGUCAUAGCGCCACCUAUGCCACUUGAGGUAUUAAUAGAGAACGUGAAGCUCCAUCUAAUAGAAGACCGUCCAACUCGCUCCAUCUCAUCACCAGCACCACAGCCACUCGACGUGGAUCUGACCACGCUUCGCAUGACGCGCGACACAGCUGGCGUGGUCCGCCUAGGCCCCCCUAUAUCGACCCCCUCGACUAUAGCAUCGCCAGCCACGCCGCAACCACAGCCGGAGCUGGACGAGGCAAGGGAGAAGAUUGACAGGCUGAACAGGGAGAAUGAAGAGUUGAGGAAGAGGCUGGUGACGUUAGCGAGGAUAGCUGAGGAUAAUAGGGAGUUGAGAGCUAAAGUAGAAGAGGCGUCAGUGUUACGUCAGUGCGUGCACUCCGCGCAGCAGGAGGCGGCGAGCUUGCUGGCCGACAAGCAAGAGCUUUUGGAAGCCAUGCGUAUUUUACAGGAGCAGUUAGGUGGUUGUCGCGGCAAGAGAUAGCGGUCGCGAGGCGGUCCGCCGCAGGGCUGCCUCGACUGCACCGCCUGCUGCGGGGACCAGCAGACUUAGACGGUAUAUACUAUACUAGGUAAUGUUGUGACUACCCUACUCGUUCAUGAAUGUUGAAAGCUUUGAUGGGAAUUGUUGUUUGACGUGCUUGGACGAUGUUAUCUUUGAAUAAUCCGAAGUUUUGUCUAAGGGCAGCUUGUGACUGGUUCAGUAAACUUUUCAGAAGAUUUUUAAUUUGCUGGCGUAUAAAACUAGAUAACAAUAAUAUCCCAUGAAGUUAGCCCGUGACAGAAAAGAUAAGAUAUAAUACUGGCAUAUAUAUGUCCCAAAGCUGGGUGCAGGCCUCUUCCCGUAGAGGGAAGGGUUGAGCUGAGAAUAGUCCAUAAAAAAUAAAUGGCUGAUUGAAGUCUCAAUACUGAAGAAAAAUGUAAAGAUUAAAUGUAUGAAGGUUUUUAUGUCGCCUAAAACAGUCUAAGAGUCAUGCGCAACUUACAAACCAGAUUCAAAUGUAAAAUAUUCUGAAACGGAAACAAACGCAACAUAAGGUUUAGACAUUUUAUGUCAUUAAUUAUUCAUGUGCCACCCUAUACCCUAAAGUGACAGACAAAAAUAGACUCAACGGCGACUUAAAACUGAAAACCCAUUUAUUAUUUGACAGAAAUAAAGUAUGAGAUUAACUUUUGUAAGUUACGUGUUCCUUUAAGCCAUUAUAUUGUGUACUUCGGCUUAGUUCGGCUAUUUUCGUAUUCAUACAUAGCUCAAUAUAUUGUGAAGAGAAAGAAACUCCAAAUGCAUAAGUUAAAUAGGAUUUUAAUAUUUUAUGUUAGCUCAGAUCAGGAUUGUGAUUGUGGAAGCGAGAUAGCGAUACAAUGCACGUAACGGCGUUUCGCUUACACAACGACAGGACCUGCGCUAAGGCAAGUUAUUAGCUGAGUUUUGUUAAAGUACACGCCACUAGCGCCAUCUGUUUAAUUUAUGUGUUUAUACCAGUGAAGUAUACAUAUAUAGUUUGGAGGCCAUAAAGUUUAUAAUAUUAAAAUCAAAGGUGCAAUGCAGACAGAGGAAUCAGUUGGUAAGCUUGAUUUUUAAAACAGAAGGAAAAAAGUUACAUGAAAAUGUAAUUUUUGGAAUGUAUCAUUAACGAGUGAAGUUUUUACUGUUUUAGCUAUUGAAAAAUUGAGCUUAGCAAUUGCGAUACUGAAAGUUAUAAUAAAGUUACUGAAGUACUUAUAUGAAGCAUUUAUUAAUUAUUUAUUAUAUUUAUAGCUUAUUUAAUAUUUUAAAGAACAUGUUCCUCUUGUUUUUAAUCUGAUUUUUCUCUACCAUAGUACUACAAAACACCGUUUCUUUUAUCCAGAGAAUAUAUUUAUUUGUUUUUUUUUUUAUUUAAGGAACAACGGAAUGUUAGUAUAAUUUUUUGCUUACCAUACCAUUGAGAGAAAAUAUUGAAUUGAAUUUAACUUAUAAUAUGUAUUUGUAAGUCUGUAUUUACAUAUAAAAUAACUAAUUAGGCAGGUAAAACAAAUGUAUUGCCAUAUGUUAUAUAUAUUUAAAUGUAUUAUAAUGUAAACAGCCCCAAUCCGUUAUAUAUAUGCCCCUUGAGAAGUAAGAAUGUUAUCAAUAUGAGAAAAACUAAAAUAUUACCUCAAUUUGAAAAUAAUAAUAAUAGUAUAUUUCAUUACUCUUCGCGAUAUAAUAGUAGGAAUAGAAGGAGUUAUUAUAGUUUUUAUAAUGUGAGUGAAAACAGGAAUUGCAAUAUAAAGGUGUCAGUUAUUUUUAUAUGUUAUGUAAGCUUUUCGAUUUGGGCUUUCAUUUAGGUACCACACAUCAUUAAGAAGAACUUUCUUCAACUUUUUCAUUAUACUUGGCCUGUUACAAGUUGUAAGUCGAAUUGUUCCAAUAUACUGACUCGACAAGUCAGUUUCCCAACAGAAAUUUGCAGUUUUCUAUUCCUUUCUAUAGCUGUAUAACUUUUCUAGGGAACUUAUUGGUUUUCUUCGUGAGAAUUUCACCAAUUUCUCGUCUUUGGAAAAUUGGACUGUUUAUUCAGACGCUGAAAGUCGAUUAUCAUCUGACAACUUACUGAUUCUACUAAACACUGUUUCUUAGUUACCAAAUCGUUUAUUUUUUCCCAAAAUAAAGCAAUAUUAUUUUUCUAUUUUUUUUUUAUAUCAACUAAAUAUACAUAUUUAUGAUACGAUAUAGAUAGAUAUUGAGUGUGAGAUGUGGCUUAAGAGGGCUAGUGCUAUGAAUAAAAGUACUAAGAGGCUUUCAAUGUACAUUAUCAUGUUAAAAAAGUAUUUAAAUGUAAUCGUUCAAUAUUGUUUUAGUGCCAAAAGCGCAGACUGUAGUUACACGCAGUGUUUGACGUUUUAAUCUCAAGCAUUUUUAUUUUUGAACUACCGUCAAAAUUAAUAUAAAUUAUUUGUGAUAUUUUUCGAUGAAGUUAAUAUGGAAAUUGUAAAGUUUGUCGAAAUGAAAUAAAAGAUUAAUAGGCCAUCGAUCAGUGCGUGUAAUAUAUUUUCAUUUUAAAAAGAGGUUGUAUAUAAAGAUUUAUAUUUUUUUGUAAUGAAGUGAACAUUUUAUUUCUGUAAUUUUUAAAACGGACUGUACAUAAUUUUACGUGGUGACGUGCGUAGCUAUUUUUUCAGGUCUUUUUACUGUUUAUUAUUAUAUCUUAUAGUAUAUUGUGAAAUUCCAUUCGGAUUAGUUGUGUGAAGGGGUCUUCUAAGAGAUUUGAACGGAACUCCAGCCUUAAAUAAAAAUAUUUGCUUAUCGGAGACAAUCUUGAAUCCCUUUGAACACACCUUAAGGUCUAUGUGUAAAAGAAUAUUAAUGUAUUAUAUGCCUAGCCUGUACUGUCCCAUGGUGGGUGAAACUGUAUGAUCAGGUAAUAAAUUUGAAUAUUUUCCAAUAUUUUGCGAUACGAUGUCAAUAUGCGAUUGUAAAUUUUGACAAUAUCGCAAAAUUAUCGCUGUUGUAUUGUUCUUGUUAGGUACAUGAUAACACUUCUAUAAUAUCAUUGGGACAUGACGGAUAGCUUCACUCCUCAGAGGCACAUUACAGGCUAAAUAUAAAAGAAUAUCUAAAACUUUUUAAACUUCAGUGAGAAUUUUAGUAGUAAACUUUGAUAUUAAUAGGUUUUUACAUACAUAUUGUCCUUUAGAACGAAGUUUGCCGAGUGGAUGUGUUUCACUGUGCAAUAUACGUAUAUUUGCGGUCGUUUUUCAUAACCGCUGUGGUGUUAAUGUUUAAGUAGUUUGUUAUAGCUUUAUGAAGCCUGGUUGUAAGGCCCUAUGUCUGUUGUAAAGUUUACGUGCGUUUUAGUAAUUUCCUCAGAUAUGCGAGAGGCAGGAUGGGUGAGGGAGAGAAAAGACAAUCUACGACGUCGUGUGAGUCGUAGAUUGGUAUAUAGUUUUGAAGUUUGAAGCAGUGAUAGCCUAGUGACGCCGCUGGACUGCCAAGUUCGAUCCCAAAGCAUGCAUAAAAAGUUUUGGAUUUCGUGUGUAUUUCAGAUAGAAAACCACACGAAAUUAUUGCUAUUUAUUAUUGCUUCUGUGUCGCGAUAUACCGGCCGAAAUCGACUUUUUAAUUACCCCAGGAGGUCACUAGAACUUACACGUGCACUCAACUUACUCUUUAUUUCAUAAAAUUCCCUUUUUCAUAUACUUCCAUCUAUUUAAUGCAUAUCAAUUCAAAAAAUCAUACAUGCGCUUAAGAUGAUACAGGUAAUUUUGAACGCAUAUACCGUUUUUAUGUUACCGUGGUUAACUAAAGUAUUAACACCAUAUAUCACUUGUUAUAACGCAAUAUAUCACAAUUCGGGGUAGCUCUAUAUAUCUUGUACUACUUUCUCUUGCAGUGGCGGGUCCAGGUUCGAUUCUAAGGUGUAACAUCACUACUGGUCGAUUUUAAAACAAAUUGAACACUAUAAACAAAUUCUUACGGUAGUAAAAAUCUAAUUGGAUAAUGAUUUGUACGGUCAGAUGAUAUGAUAUCGAAAGUCGCCUAACAAAGUCUGAUUUUCGAACUGCCAAAACUGAUUCAAGACACCUAAUGUAUUGGUAUUCAGUAAAUUAUUUAGUACAAUACUAUUUGGUUAACUUUUUUUUUAAACCCAAAUUAAGUUAUUUUUUUAUUUGAUUCAGUAACCCUGUAAAUCAUCAUUUGUAGGUAUAGUUACUGAUUGUACAUACUUUACCUUACCUAGUAUUCAGUACGCUCGAUUAUUCACAUUGACAAAUGAAGAAAUUUGUUGCACUAAACCUGGACCCGCCAGUGUUCUCUUACUAUGUGUUAGGUUAAUAAAACUCGUGCCUGUAAUAUUAGGUACAUAAUAUAUCCGCUUUAUGGUCGUUGCUGCCUUUUUAUACUCUCAUCUAUUUAAUCAAUUAACUUUUAAGAAACAAAUUGUCUUUACUAUUAAUAUAAGUUACAUUUUUAAGCGCGCCUUUUUUAUCCAAUCGAAUUGCUUCGUGUUGUUUACGCGGCAAUUAUAAAACGCUCUGAUUGGACGAUUCGGUAUUCGUCGCGCAGAAUCAACCAAUCAGCGAUUAUUUUGUUUUUUUUUUUCAGCGCAGGCAAGUGAUGUUCUUACUAAUGUAACUUAUAUUUACAGAUCUUCUGUACGUUUUCCUGCCCUGUUAACUGUUGAAGUGACAUUUAACUGCGUUAUAAUAAUUUACUUGAAAUGUUCUUUUUUUUUUAAUUCGGUAAAUGUCAUUUUGAACUGGUAUUUUCUAUGUUUUUUAAUGUUGAUCGGUAAUGUCUGUCCAAGGUACGUUGUUUCUUCAAUGUUUAGUGUCGUACAAAACCCGACUUGAACAUGUACCAUAACGUUGUUGCAAUUUAUUAAGUUACGAAGGAAUUGUUAAAAUUAAAUUCAAUAUUCUAUA
Messenger RNA from Trichoplusia ni (cabbage looper), 8809 nucleotides. Its product is annotated as UHRF1-binding protein 1-like. The transcript is spliced from 29 exons. The record is from RefSeq and is a predicted model, not a curated record. Lineage: Eukaryota; Metazoa; Arthropoda; Insecta; Lepidoptera; Noctuidae. Bases 114 to 3905 code for a protein of 1263 amino acids.